Lactuca virosa is the source of this 459-nucleotide messenger RNA. The record is from the annotation of a GenBank genome assembly. NCBI's taxonomy places the organism in Eukaryota, Viridiplantae, Streptophyta, Magnoliopsida, Asterales, Asteraceae.
AUGGGGAUUUCGAGUUCAAAAGCAGAGACUUGUGAAGCUUUGCGAUUAUGCAAAGAGAGAAAGAAGUUCAUCAAACAAGCAAUUGAUUCAAGGUACAAUUUAGCAGCAGCACAUGUUAUUUAUGUUGAAUCCCUUCAAAACAUAGGAAUCGCCCAUCAUAAAUUCGCAGAAAGAGAAGUAAUCUUAGACUCAUCUUCAACCACAUAUGCCGAGAAACCCCCACCGCCAUCUCCACCACAGAUUGACCACAAUGGUGCCGCCGGUGGCGGUGGCGACCAAUCGGGUUUUCCAUCUCCAUCUCCGCUGCCAGAUGUGAGCUUAAAUUACAUGAAAUCAAGUGGGGCUGGAGAUGUAACUAUUAAUGUAAACCCAUCGAAGAGUAGUAAUUGUAAUAAGAUUUAUGUAGACGAUGUUGAAAAUCCGUCAUUCACAAAUAGGUUUUUGUUUUCCAAACUUUAG